Molecule: messenger RNA, 516 nt
Organism: Naegleria gruberi
Lineage: Eukaryota; Heterolobosea; Eutetramitea; Acrasida; Naegleriidae
Exons: 1
Coding region: 1-516 (171 amino acids)
Source: RefSeq, a predicted model, not a curated record
AUGUCAUCAUUAAAAGAAGGACAUCUUUCCAACGAUUCUUUACAUCUCAUCGUUACUAAUUGUCAAGAACCAAAACAUAAUUCAUUCAGAACUACACUACAAAAGAAAGAAGGUGAUGAAGUUUUUAAAUGCGAAAUUGAUGAAAGUACUGAUCAACAAACUUACUCAGUGACUGCCCUGUUGUAUUUACAUAAUGAUGGAACAUUUGAUUAUUCUUUGGAUGGAUAUUCUGCUAAUGAUGAAAUGGGUUCUACAAUUACAAAUUCAUUCUUUGGGGUGUGGAAUCUAGUGGACAAUUCUCUAACUCUUACUCCCGUCUACAAACACAAAUAUCUGAGUGAAGGUUGGGAAUUGAUAGACAACAAAUAUAUUGAAAUGCAUACAGUGAAUACCAAUAAUUAUGAUGGCAAUUCUAUUUUGGCAUGGAAUCCAAGUAACUACACAGACACUAUUACCUGUUUUUUAUAUAAGGAUAAGAAAGAAGUUGCCACUUUCAAAAAGUUCAGUCAACCAUAA